AUGGCAGUGGGGUCUACCGUCACCGAGCAGCAGAUGCUCACGGAGGAGAAGAAAGCAAAGGCAGAAAACACCCGAGUCGAGGCCAACCGUCUUGCACAAGCCCGAAAGCGCAAGCGGAAGCAUAACCUCACACCGCACGAAAAGGCACAAAAGGCCAAAGAGCUCGAUGAAUUGCUCCGCAAAAGCAAGAUCUUUAGUGACAUCCUGACCCAAAAGACCAAGGCAUUGGGACGUGUCGGCAGGGACUUUGACAACAAGGCUCUUGCAGACGCGGGUCUAGAGUUGAAACAGCAGCCCAAGAUCAUGAAGAACGGGACCAUGCGAGACUACCAGCUUGAAGGGCUUACAUGGAUGUACGAGAUCUGUUUGCAAGGGAUGAGCGGAAUCCUCGCAGAUGAGAUGGGCUUAGGCAAGACAAUCCAAGUUAUCUCCCUCAUUGCGCUACUCCGGGAGCAGGAGCAAUAUUACGGUCCCCAUCUUGUCAUUGCCCCGUUGAGCACACUCUCAAAUUGGCAAGACGAGUUCCACAAGUGGACCCCAGAGAUCCCAUUUGUCUUAUAUCAUGGCACCCCCGAUGAGCGGCAAGCUCUCUUCAAGAACAAAAUCAUGCGGAACUAUCAAAAGGGACGCCCAAGUGAGAGAUUCCCAGUCGUCUGCACAAGUUAUGAGAUGGUCUUGCGCGACCAUGCCAAUUUGAUGAAAAUCGACUGGGCCUUUAUAGUUGUGGAUGAGGGCCACAGGAUGAAGAACGCAGAUGCAAAGCUCUUCAGGACGCUCCAGCAGUUCAAAUCGGCAACCCGCCUGUUGAUCACCGGCACUCCGCUCCAGAACAACCUCAAAGAGCUCUGGUCGCUACUCCACUUCCUCAUGCCCGACACUUUCAUGGACUGGGAAGCAUUCGAGGUGUGGUUCGACUUUAGCGAUUUGCAGGAUGAACAAGGCACGGAGCAGUUCAUCGAGGACAAGGAGAGCCAAGAUCUAGUCUCGAAAAUCCACAAGGUCUUGCAACCUUUGCUGUUGAGAAGGAUAAAAGCCGACGUUGCACACUGGCUCCCGAAGAAGCGGGAGUAUGUGCUCUUUGCGCCCAUGACGAAGGAGCAGACCGACCUGUACAACGUCAUCAACGACAAGAACACGGACACCAGAAGCUAUCUAGAGAACAAGGUAGUCGAGCGACUCACAGAGACUGCCAACACGCCGCAAGGGUCACGAAAGUCCAGCCGGCAGUCAUCACGAGCGCCCAGUAUCGCGGCCAAAGAGAAGGCAGCUUCUACCCCCGAAAAUGCCUUCGCGAGGAUGAUGAGCAAGAGCAGAGGCCCCGUGCCCAAAAUCGAGCACGGGAAAAUGCCGGCCACGCCGGCCCGAAGCUCGUCAAAGCGCAAAACCUCGCCCGGCAGCGAGGCCUCCGCCCCGAAAAGCACAAAAUCGAGCCGGCAGUCUACACCAGCUACCAGCUCACGAGCUCGUGGACGGUCACGCAAGACAAGGGUCUCUUAUGCAACGAAGGAUGAUUCGGACGACGAUCAAUUGGACGAUGACGAAUUUGAAGCAAAGCUUGCCAAGCAGUUAGAAGCAAAUGAUGACGAUACUGAUUCCAUGGACGAUAGAGACGAUGAGGAGCUGGAGAGAGCGGCAACUCUCGACCUUGCGAAACAACAAAUCGCAGACAAGAAGCUGGGCAACCCUCUGAUGCAGCUGCGUCUCGUGUGCAACAGCCCGCACAACUUCUACAACCCGUGGACAUAUGACACGACGAUCCCCGUGGACGAGAGCAUUGUCAACUCGGCCGGCAAGAUGCUCCUUCUGGACCGGCUCUUGCCCGAGCUGUUCGCGCGCGGCCACAAGGUCCUGAUCUUCUCGCAGUUCAAGACACAGCUCGACAUCCUGCACGACUACUGUUCCGAGCUGCGGCGCUGGAACGUGUGCCGCAUCGACGGCAGCGUGGCCCAGGACGACCGGCGGCAGCAGAUCAAGGACUUCAACGAGGACCCGGAGUUCAAGAUAUUCCUGCUGUCGACGAGAGCAGGUGGGCAGGGCAUCAACCUUGCCAGUGCCGACACGGUCAUUUUGUUCGACAGCGACUGGAACCCACAGCAAGACCUACAAGCCCAGGACCGGUGCCACCGCAUCGGCCAGACCCGGCCCGUCAUCAUCUACCGCCUCGCCACAAAGGGCACCGUGGAGGAAGCGCUCCUCCUCAGCGCCGACGCGAAGCGCCGCCUCGAGAAGCUCGUCAUCAAGAAGGGCGGCUUCCGUACCAUGGGCCAGAAACUCAACGGCAACAACGAUGACAAUGGCGACGGCGAAGGCGGGCUUGACAAGGAGACGCUGAAGGCGCUGCUGCUGAAGGAUGGGGAACUGUACAAGCACUCUGGCGGCGACCGCGUGCUGAGCGACGAGGACAUUGAGGUGCUGUGUGACCGGAGCGAUGAUGCGUACGAGCGCGCGGCCAAGGGCGCGGGCAAUGCCGCGGGAUUCCAGGUCGUCGAGACUGCGGCGGACGGGAUCAAGCAGAUGAACGGGGAGUAG
This is a messenger RNA of Microdochium trichocladiopsis, 2529 nucleotides long. Its product is annotated as SNF2 family DNA-dependent ATPase. The record is from RefSeq and is a predicted model, not a curated record. Gene Ontology annotation, cellular component: nucleus. Gene Ontology annotation, molecular function: ATP-dependent chromatin remodeler activity; DNA binding; ATP binding. The transcript is spliced from 5 exons. Lineage: Eukaryota; Fungi; Ascomycota; Sordariomycetes; Xylariales; Microdochiaceae. Bases 1 to 2529 code for a protein of 842 amino acids.